Vigna unguiculata (cowpea) is the source of this 1931-nucleotide messenger RNA. Its product is annotated as ADP-ribosylation factor GTPase-activating protein AGD5-like. NCBI's taxonomy places the organism in Eukaryota, Viridiplantae, Streptophyta, Magnoliopsida, Fabales, Fabaceae. The record is from RefSeq and is a predicted model, not a curated record. Gene Ontology annotation, molecular function: GTPase activator activity.
UUUGUUUUUGGUCGCAUAUUAAUAACCGGAGAGACGAGGCUUUCAGUUUAGUGAGAGAGUGAAAGAUAGAGAGAGGAAAGAGUGUGAAAAGACCAAAUUGACCUUGGAUCUUCGUCUUUCCUCUCUCGCUUAGCUUCUUCUGCUAACUUUCUCGCUCCGAUUCGUUUUCCUUGUUCUUCUAGAACCUUCCACCAUGAACGGUAAGGCUAACGUCACCAAAGAGCUCAACGCUAAGCACAAGAAGAUACUGGAAGGACUUCUUAAAUUACCAGACAAUAGAGAAUGUGCUGACUGCAAAGCUAAAGGUCCAAGAUGGGCUAGUGUAAAUCUUGGCAUCUUUAUAUGUAUGCAGUGUUCGGGAAUACAUCGAAGUUUGGGUGUGCAUAUAUCAAAGGUUCGUUCUGCAACCCUUGACACUUGGCUUCCGGAGCAAGUUGCAUUCAUUCAAUCAAUGGGAAACGAGAAAGCAAAUAACUACUGGGAAGCAGAAUUACCACCAAAUUAUGAUAGAGUUGGAAUUGAGAAUUUCAUUCGUGCAAAGUAUGACGAGAAGAGAUGGAUUCCAAGGGAUGGGAAUCCAAAAACACCUUCUGGAUUGCGGGAAGAAAGAAGUCCUUCACAUUGGCAGAGGCCUGUGGAGAGAAGUGGUCAUACUGUUGUUUCUGAAAAAAAAUUUGAGGAAAAGAAGAAAUUCCAACAGUCAAAUGCAAUUCCUGCUACACGAAACAGUGUUCCUGCUCCUGCUCCUCCCAAAGCACCGGAGCAAGUAACUCCUAUUACCAAACCUCAGCCUGUUGAGAAAGUGGAACCAUUAGCACCACAGCCACAAGCUGAAUCUUCAAAGCAAGCUAUGGAUGCAGUUCAAAAUACCCCUCCAAAAGUUGACUAUGCUACAGACCUUUUCAACAUGUUGUCUAUGGAUGUCCCCAAAGAAAAUGGCUCUGAGUCGGCCAGUACAACUACUGAUGAUAAUCUCUGGGCAGGUUUUCAGUCUGCUGCAGAGGUGUCAACAGCUGAGAAGACUAGUCCGCCAAAAGCAGCUGAUAAUAGUACUCUGCCGUCUGCAACUGGUAUUGAGGAUCUUUUCAAAGAUUCACCUUCUAUGAUGCCAAGCUUAACUCCAGAAAAGCCACAGAAAGAUGUUAAAAAUGAUAUAAUGAGCCUCUUUGAGAAGGGCAAUAUGGUGUCUCCAUUUUCUAUGCAUCAGCAACAGAUUGCCAUGCUUGCACAGCAACAGUCUCUUCUGAUGGCUGCUGCAGCUAAGUCUUCUGGUGGGGAUCUCAAGUAUCCUGCUGGCAUACAAGAACCUAGACCAAAUGUUCCUGUGCAAAGUUGGCCAGCUACUGGCUACUCGAUUUCUGGAGUAUUGCCCAUGCAGGUAAUGACUGAAGUAAGCCAAAUGUUAAUAAUCAGUUAUUGGUUUUGCCCAGCAACUAACUUGUUUCUUUUCUAUCAGGGGCCGAUUACGAACAUGACCCCAGCACAUUUUGCUGGGAGCCCUGUACAAUAUCAACCAUCCAGUUUCUAUGGUAUGGGGCAAGUUCCACCUCCAGUUAACGGUGUGAUGGCGACAAUGGGAGCGAGUAAACCCCAGUCAGGAGCUCCAGUGUCAUCUAGCAGUACACAGUCAGCGAAGGAUUAUGAUUUUUCGUCCUUAACACAGGGGAUGUUUGCGAAACACUGAUAGGUUUGUUGGGCAAUUCCGGCUAUGUCAUAUACCAUAGAAGAAGAUUAGUAAAUUUACAGGAACUGCGCUUUCUUUUCUCAUUUUCCCCUUGACCUGUCCUUGGGUUGUAAUCCAUUUGUAGAGCUAGUUCAGGUUUUCCCCGUUUGUUUAUUUCAGCUGAUUGCUUCAUUUGUAUCCUAGUUCUAUUCACUAUUUAUUCACAAUAAAAAAAAAAGAAGUUAGUGAUAUUAAUUAUAUAUAUUCA